CAGCUGAUUCCGCUCAAUUUCGGAGAUCUGUCAGUUUCUGUGGCAGGAACGAUGGCCGGUUCGAUAAUAAACCGUUUGCGGACCGUUAUUCAAAAUUUCGAAAGCAUUUUGGGCAUUGGCAGAAGAGGAUAUCCAGAUGCGUUUUGUCUUGCCGGCGUCGAAGUUAAUCGCGCCCCAAUUGACGCCCCUAAAUUCUCCCUGAAAGAUAUCAUAGGGGAUGGUUUACUUUGGGCAGUACCCAAGCACAGGCGGUCGCUGGAAAAACGGUUAAAAAGGAAGUUUGGCCAUCCAGAUUAUCAUCUUAAAAUCCUGCUUCCGAGGACUAAUAUUAGAACGUGCAAUAAAUGUGGAGACGACCACGAAAUCGGUGUAUUAUGUCCAACGUGUUACAAAAAAAUAAUCGACGAAACUCGUGAAAUGCAGGAUGCUAUACAAAAUGAGCUGAAAUUAGAACCAGUAGAAAAAGAAGUGGUUGUCUUAUACAGUGGUGAAAAAGAAGAAAAACCUGAUGAAUUUUGGGAAGGAAAGAGAAUAGUGGAAAUACCAAAGGAACGUCCAUCAUGGUUCAGUAAAAACCUCCUUCAACAGACAACUCAAAAACCUGCAUCCACCAAAGAAGUGAAACCUUCAGAUUUGGGUUAAAGUUAUUAAUUGUAGUUACAAAUAAAUACAAAUUUGAGAUAAA
Messenger RNA from Aethina tumida (small hive beetle), 685 nucleotides. RefSeq names its product 39S ribosomal protein L32, mitochondrial (gene mRpL32). NCBI's taxonomy places the organism in Eukaryota, Metazoa, Arthropoda, Insecta, Coleoptera, Nitidulidae. The record is from RefSeq and is a predicted model, not a curated record. Gene Ontology annotation, biological process: translation. Gene Ontology annotation, molecular function: structural constituent of ribosome. The coding region runs from base 52 to 642 and encodes 196 amino acids. Gene Ontology annotation, cellular component: mitochondrial large ribosomal subunit. The transcript has 3 exons.